Messenger RNA from Xyrauchen texanus (razorback sucker), 896 nucleotides. Its product is annotated as transmembrane and immunoglobulin domain-containing protein 1-like. The record is from RefSeq and is a predicted model, not a curated record. NCBI's taxonomy places the organism in Eukaryota, Metazoa, Chordata, Actinopteri, Cypriniformes, Catostomidae. The coding region runs from base 39 to 896 and encodes 285 amino acids. The transcript is spliced from 4 exons.
UGUAGAGGCGAGGCUCCCUUCAGCCAUGGUCCCCCAAAAUGCUGCUGUUUUCCCGUAAAAAAUAUCUACACCGUCAUGUGGACUUCAGUUAUCAGAGACUGUUCGGCUGUCUUUUAAGGAAUAUGUUUUCAAGUUCUGCUUUCCUAUAUCUAUAUAUUUUGAUCGCAAAUGAUGUUUUGAGUGAUAAUUCAGAUGAACUGAAGACAGUUUUGGAGGGAGAUUCUGUCACUCUACACACUAAUAUUACUGAAGUAAAGAGAGAUGAUCUGAUAAUGUGGAGGUUUGGACCUCGAAACAUUAGAAUAGCUCAAUUAAUUAAAAGUGACCAAAUAAACUUUAUAUCAGUCAGUAAUGAUGAAAUAUUCAGAGAUAAACUGCAACUGAACAAUCGGACUGGAUCUCUCACCAUCAAGAACAUCACAAUCACUCAUACUGGACUUUAUCAGCUUGAGAUCAUCAACAAUGGAGGAACUUCAGUCAAAAGAUUCAGUAUUACUGUAUAUGCUCCUCUUCCUGUUCCUGCCAUUACCAGUAACUGUUCAUCAUCAUCAGAGAGAUCGUCACGCUCUAAAUGUGUGUUGGUGUGUUCAGUGGAGAAUGUGACACAUGUGACUCUCUCCUGGUACAAAGGAAACAGUUUAUUGUCCUCCAUCAGUGUGUCUGAUCUCAACAACAGUCUCUCACAGGAGGUGGAAUAUCAGGAGAACAACAUCUACAGCUGUGUGAUCAACAAUCCCAUCAGAAACCAGACUAAACAUCUCAACAUUAAUGAUGUCUGUCAGCCGGGUUCAGUCUCAUGUGAAAAGAUGCACGGACUGACUGUUUUAGAAGCAGAGGCAACUGAGACUCGUCCUCACCCACCCAGAUUGUGUAACUGCGCCACCAUGAAGAAUUAA